Messenger RNA from Meyerozyma guilliermondii ATCC 6260, 663 nucleotides. RefSeq names its product mitochondrial 54S ribosomal protein uL6m (gene MRPL6). The record is from RefSeq and is a predicted model, not a curated record. Gene Ontology annotation, biological process: translation. The transcript has a single exon. NCBI's taxonomy places the organism in Eukaryota, Fungi, Ascomycota, Pichiomycetes, Serinales, Debaryomycetaceae. Gene Ontology annotation, molecular function: rRNA binding; structural constituent of ribosome. Gene Ontology annotation, cellular component: mitochondrial large ribosomal subunit; ribosome. The coding region runs from base 1 to 663 and encodes 220 amino acids.
AUGUUGCAAUCGAUCCGACUUUCGGCGGUCCGGUCCUUCUCGUCCACGACUGCAAGGCUUUCCAAUGUGGGCAAGCAACCCAUAAAACUAGGAGAAGGCGUAGAAUGUUACACGGAAGGCAUUCCAUACGAGUUUUGCAAGUCGUUCACGAAAGGUAAAAACACCAUUAAAUUGAAUAAACAAGUCAUUGUAAAGGGACCAAAAGGAGUACUCAAGGUGGCAGUUCCCGAGUUUGUCAAGGUGGAACUGGGAGAUGGCUUGGUCAAGGUUAGCGUGAAUGAUGCUAACGACAAAAUUCAACGUACGAUGUGGGGAACUUCUAGAGCGUUGAUACAAAACCAUAUAAUAGGAACAUCCGAGGGUCAUUUGGCGAUUGUUAAGUUUGUUGGUACGGGAUACAGAGCCACUAUUGAGCAGAAGAGCGAUGGUACCUAUAUCGCCUUGAAAAUAGGAUUUCCAUACAACCCUGAGUUGAAGGUUCCAGAAGGCUUGCUGGUGAGUUCUCCAGCACCUACUAGACUUUUAAUUGAAGGUAAAGACAAGCAGCAAGUGAAACUCUUUGCUGCACGCAUCAGAGAGCACAAAAAGCCCGAACCAUAUAAAGGUAAGGGAAUUUAUGUGGAUAACGAAACGAUAAAGUUGAAAGAAAAGAAGGUGAAGUAA